This is a messenger RNA of Papilio xuthus (Asian swallowtail), 2753 nucleotides long. RefSeq names its product Chondroitin polymerizing factor (gene Chpf). Gene Ontology annotation, cellular component: Golgi cisterna membrane. Gene Ontology annotation, molecular function: glucuronosyl-N-acetylgalactosaminyl-proteoglycan 4-beta-N-acetylgalactosaminyltransferase activity. NCBI's taxonomy places the organism in Eukaryota, Metazoa, Arthropoda, Insecta, Lepidoptera, Papilionidae. The record is from RefSeq and is a predicted model, not a curated record.
ACUGUCAUCUGUCGUUUUGGAAAAUACAAAUGUCAAUUUGGUUAUAUGUUAUUUAUGAUUUCAUUGAAGACCUAGGUUUUUGUUAAUAUCAUUUCUUAUCUACGUUUUUGAUAAGUAAUUGUAUUGUGUUCAUGUUUAAGUGUAUAGUGUAUGUGUCAAUUUAUGUUAUUUAAUCUAUUUCAAUUAAAGUUAUCAUCAAAGAGACCGUUAUCGCUACGAAUGUCUAACAUUCGCACUCACAUUCGGGAAUAGUCGUCGUGUCAAGAUGCUGUCGCGAUGCGUUGUGUCUCAGGUCAAACACAACUCGUACUUCCUGGUGGGGCUGGCGCUGGGGCUGUGGCUGGCUCUGGCCACGGUCCCGCUGGAGGAUGAUGUGACUCCGGUGGCGUGCAACGCAGCAGUACCGCCGCCUGUUGUGGAUGAGUGGGAGCCGGUGCGUGAGCAGCGAGAAAUGGGCGCGGCAGGCGCUGCUGGGCGCAGCGUGCAGCGGCCGCGCUAUUACAGCACGGAGCUAGGCAUGCGUGCGGGCUUGCUGGCAGGAGCGCUCAGCUCGGAGGCGGCACUGGCGGGCAGAGCGGCGGCGCUUAACCGUACGGCGGCGCGCCUGCUGCCUGCGCUGCGGUUCUUUAUCACGGCCAGUGCGCUGCGCUCCGCGCCCGCCGGCGCCAAUGUGGUCGGCUUCACCGACACCAGAGAAAUGCUCAAGCCCUUCCAUGCACUGAAGUAUCUCGCUGACAACUAUCUGGAGGAAUACGACUUCUUCUUCCUGGUGACAGACGCAACUUAUGUGAAUGCCCAAAGGCUGACUGAGCUAGUCUCCAAGCUAAGUGUCAGCCAGGAUGUGUACAUGGGAACAGUAGCCGAUGAUGACACACAAUACUGCACAUUAGAGAGCGGCAUCCUGCUGUCGAACUCUGUGCUGCGCGCGGUGCACGGCGCGCUGGACUGGUGCGUGCGCAACUCCUACUCCCCGCACCACCACGAGAACAUCGGCCGCUGCGUGCUGCACGCCGCGCACACCACCUGCACCUCCUCGCUGCAGGGCGAGAGCUACGUGUCGUGGCGCGUCGGUGGUGCGGUCCCGUCGGCCGAGCUCGAGCCCGCGCUGGCCGACGCGGUGACGGCGCACCCGGUGCACGACCCCCACCACAUGUACCAGCUGCACGCCUACGUCUCCAGGGUGCUGCUGCAGCGCGCGCAGGCGGAGGUGGCGCGGCUGCGCGUGCAGGCGGCCGCCAGCGCGCGCCGGCACCCGCGCGGCUUCCGCAACGCCACCUGGCCGCCCGGCCUGCGCAACUCGCCCGGCCUCGCGCCCCCGCCCCCCAACAACAGGUUCGACCACCUGCGCUGGACCACGUUCAACGCCACGCACGCGCUCAUGCCGGACGACCACCGCACCGCCGCGCCGCUCGCCGCCGCCACCAAGCAAGCCAUACAAUUGGCGCUGGCGGAAGCGGGCGCGUGGGCGCGCAGGCGCUGGGCGGCGGGCGGCGUGCGCCUGCUGGAGGGCGCCUGGUGCUGGGAGCCGCCGCACGCGCUGCGCUACCGCCUGCUGCUGGCGCUGCGCCCCGACCCGCCGCAGGUACACCGCGCGCCUCCCACCUCCUACCUCCCACCUCCUCCCUCUCACCGUGCCUCACCGAGGUGACAGUUCCGCUUGCAGGAGGCGGGCGGCGAAGUGGUGCGCCAGGUGGAGGUGGCUCGCCCGUUGGGCGCGGCGCGACUCGUGCCCGCGCGCUACGUCACCGAGAGCGCACGCGUGCUGCUGCUGGUCGCGCUGGCGGCGCCUCACGCGCCCCUCGCGCUCGACCUGCUGGCGCGCUACGACACCGUCUGUCUGCAGCGUGACAGGAACACCGCGCUCAUGCUGGUGCUGGCCACGCGGAACGACAGCGCGGCGUUCGAGCCGGUGCGCGCGGCCGUGGAGGCGCUGGCGGGCGCGCACCGCGGCGCUCAGCUGGACGUGCUGGAGGCGCCGCUGGCCGCGCCCGCCGACGCCGCCGACGCCUCCGAGGACCCGCACGAGCUGCUGGCGCGCGCGCAACUUGCGGCGCUGCGCGAGGCGCUGCCCCGCCUGCCGCUCGACACGCUGGUGCUGCUCGGCGUGCCCCACAUGGAGUUCAACGAGGAGUUCCUCAACAGGGUGCGCAUGAACACGAUAGCGGGCGAGCAGUGGUUCCUGCCGGUGGCGUUCGCGCGCUACGCGCAGUUCGCGCACCCGCGCUUCGUGGACGCGGCCGGCGCGCGCCCGCAGCAGAACACGGGCCGCUUCAACGCGCGCCACCGACACGUGCUGGCUUUCUACAAGGCGGACUACGACGCAGCACUGGAGCAGUGGCAGCGCACGCGCAGCUCGGAGGCGCGCGGCGCGGCGGAGGUGCUCGCGCACGGGCCGCUGCUGACGCUGAGCGCGCCCGAGCCGGCGCUGCUGCUGACGCCGCAGCCGCCGCCGUGCGCCGCGCUGGUGCAGGAGGAGGGGCAGGAGCGGCUGGCGUGCCUGCAGCGCUCGCGUGAGGGCGGGUUCGCGGAGCUGGACCUGGGCGCGCGUCACGCCCUCGCCAAGCUGCUGCUGGAGACGCAGGCGGAGCUCGAGUGACGUCACACGCGACUCAUUCGAGGAGUACAAAAUACAAGUACAAUAUGUUUGUUCCGUUCCUCAGUACAAUCUCUCAAAUUAUACAUAUUCUUACAACUUUGCUACAAUUAAAUAUUUUCUAUAAUAUUUGUUUUUUAUUAUGUUACUGUGCACAUUA